Messenger RNA from Nelumbo nucifera (sacred lotus), 1254 nucleotides. Its product is annotated as chaperone protein dnaJ 6. Lineage: Eukaryota; Viridiplantae; Streptophyta; Magnoliopsida; Proteales; Nelumbonaceae. The record is from RefSeq and is a predicted model, not a curated record.
GAUAAUCCGGGGACGGAGAAAAAAAAUUGAAUACGGGAAAUGGCGGGAAGUUCCGACGAAUAAAUCCCAGUGAUCGAUUAGAAUUAGAUCACUCAUCAGUCAUCACUGGAGAGUCGUUUCAUUUGUGUGAUAGCGACCCCUUCAAAUGGCAAAGAAGAAGAAAACUAGGGUAUCCCAGGAUGGAGAGGAUCAGGGGAUUCAAGAGGAUCUCACCCAAUCUCCCAACAAAGAAAAGAGCUUGUAUGAGAUUCUUGGCGUGGAGAGAACUGCGUCACAUCAAGAAAUAAAGAAAUCGUACUAUAAACUGGCAUUGCGUUUGCAUCCAGAUAAGAAUCCUGGAGAUGAGGAAGCCAAAGAGAAAUUUCAACAAUUGCAGAAGGUGAUAUCCAUUCUUGGGGAUGAAGAGAAAAGGGCCUUAUAUGAUCAGACUGGUUGUGUUGACGAUGUUGACCUUGUAGGUGAAGUUACUCAAAAUUUGCACGACUAUUUCAGGACAGUGUACAAAAAGGUUACCGAAGCAGAUAUUGAAGAGUUUGAAGCAAACUACAGAGGGUCUGAAUCCGAGAAGAAGGAUUUGAAGGAUCUAUACCAGAAGUUCAAGGGCAAUAUGGACGGGCUCUUCUGUUCAAUGCUCUGUUCGGAUCCCAAGCUGGAUUCACAUAGGUUCAAGGAUAUCCUUGAUGAGGCCAUGGCUGCUGGAGAGCUUAAAGCAACCAAAGCCUACCAGAAGUGGUCUAAGCAAGUAUCUGAAACAGAACCACCUAGUGAUCCUCUAAAACGAAGGAAAAAACCAAAUGAACAGCCAGAAUCAAGUCUACUAGCAGUUAUUUCUCAAAGACGAAGCCAGAGGAAGGAACAAUUUGAUUCCAUGUUUUCAUCGCUGUUGGCAAAAUAUGGUGACAGCACAUUACAUUCCGAGCCCACUGAUGAAGAAUUUGAAGCUGCAAGGAAAAAGGUUGAAAGCCGGAGACAAACUAAAAAUGCAAAACACAAGUAAACAAUUGGCAGCAGGCUCAGAAAUUUUGCGUUUCAAAAGGAAUCUGUAAAUCAUGGCUCUUGUGGAUAGAACUCUUUGUGUGAAGUCCUAAAAUUUGUUUAUUUUGCCAUCUGACAGCAUGGCACCAAGGUUCAUAAUAUCGAUACACCCAAUAUGAUGGUAUGGGUGUAUCGGGUGAAUUGAUACUGUUUUUUUUUUUUCUGAAACUGGUUCAGGGGAGAUGGUUUAGGGCUCCUCUAUCCCCUGAACCGGUCAGA